UCCUGGGAGACCAGAUAUAGUGAAUGCAGGGUCCGGGGAGAGCAGAUAUAGUGAAUGCAGGGUCCAGGGAGAGCAGAUAUAGUGAAUGCAGGGUCCGGGGGGACCAGAUUUAGUGAAUGCAGGGUCCGGGGGGACCAGAUUUAGUGAAUGCAGGGUCUGGGAGAGCAGAUAUAGUGAAUGCAGGGUCUGGGGAGACCAGAUAUAGUGAAUGCAGGGUCCGGGGAGACCAGAUAUAGUGAAUGCAGGAUAUAGUGAAUGCAGGGUCCGGGGAGACCAGAUAUAGUGA
Staurois parvus is the source of this 286-nucleotide messenger RNA. The record is from the annotation of a GenBank genome assembly. NCBI's taxonomy places the organism in Eukaryota, Metazoa, Chordata, Amphibia, Anura, Ranidae.